Molecule: messenger RNA, 3073 nt
Organism: Hemicordylus capensis (graceful crag lizard)
Lineage: Eukaryota; Metazoa; Chordata; Lepidosauria; Squamata; Cordylidae
Gene: ASPG
Product: asparaginase
Exons: 16
Coding region: 108-1901 (597 amino acids)
Biological process (GO): amino acid metabolic process
Molecular function (GO): protein binding; asparaginase activity
Source: RefSeq, a predicted model, not a curated record
CCCACGUUGUGUGUGUCUCCCCAGCUCGGCGGGCAUCCACUCGCCCGUAGCCAGCCAGCCAUACCGCUCCGCGGGCGGCAGGUAAAGGGCAGAAAGGCAGCAGCACCAUGGCGGGGCUGGCAGAACCCACUGGCAGCAGAGUGUGCGGUGUGCUGGGCAAAGCCCUCUGCUGCACGGAGCCCGCCCCGGUGCUGGAGCUUGGAGGCGGCUGCAGCCGGGCGAUGGCCGAAGUGCGGGUGCUGGUGAUCAACACUGGAGGGACCAUCGGGAUGGUGCCGCAGUCCGAGGGUCUUGCUCCAGAGGCCAACAAGUUAGCAGGGGCCCUGAAGAAGAUCCCAAUUCUUCAUGAUUCUGCAUAUGCCGCUAAAAUGCAUAUCCGGCUUGGCACUGACACCUUGGUGCUUCCGCAUUCCAACCAACAGAGCCAAAAUAAAACAAUCAUCUAUACAAUCUUGGAACUUUCUCCACUUCUUGAUUCUUCAAAUAUGACACCAGCUGACUGGAGAAAAAUUGCCAAGCAGCUCGAGGAAAACUAUGAAAAGUAUGAUGGGUUUGUGAUCCUUCAUGGCACAGAUACAAUGGCCUAUACAGCCUCAGCAUUGUCCUUCAUGUGUGAGAACCUGGGGAAAACCAUUGUUCUGACAGGAUCUCAGGUGCCUAUAUAUGAACUGAGGAAUGAUGGCCGAGCCAACCUGCUGGGGGCGCUGCUGAUCGCUGGACAAUUUGUAAUUCCCGAGGUGUGCCUGUACUUUCAUAAUAAACUGUACAGGGGAAACCGGGUGACUAAAGUGGAUGCAGAGAGUUUCAAUGCCUUUUCCUCACCUAACCUGCCUCCACUUGCAAAUGCUGAGAUUGAUAUUACAAUUAACUGGGAGACUGUUUGGAGAGCCAGCAACACCAAAAAAUUUGAGAUCCACACCAACAUGAACAGCAACGUUGGGCUACUGCGAAUCUUCCCGGGGAUCACAGCUGCCGCGGUGAAGGCAUUUCUUCAGAGCCCAAUGGAGGGAAUUGUACUUGAGACCUAUGGCAGUGGAAACGCCCCCAAUAACCGCCCGGAUUUGCUAGAUGAGCUGAAGAAAGCAACGGAUCGUGAUGUGGUGAUUCUGAAUUGCACUCAGUGUCUGCGAGGAACUGUUUCAUCAUUAUAUGCCACAGGAAAGGCACUUAAGGAUAUGGGAGUGGUUGCAGGGGCAGAUAUGACACCAGAAGCAGCCCUUGCCAAGCUGUCCUAUGUCCUGGGCAAAUCCGAACUUACGCUGGAUGAGAAGAAAAAGAUGCUGAGUGAGAAUCUGAGAGGAGAGAUGACUUCUAUGCCUGUAGGAGCAAAGAUCACCCUCAAAGACAGCAGGUUUAUUCAAGAGAUUGCCAGAUAUCUGCAUGUUAGCUGCAAGGAGGAGCUAGCGGCUGUUAGGGAUGCUUUGACUCCUUCUCUGGCAUGUGCGGCUGCAAAAACCGGUGACUUGGAUGCCCUAAAAGCCUUGCAGAACAUGGGUGGAAACCUAAGCUCUGGGGAUUUUGAUGGCCGCACGCCACUGCAUGUCGCGUCUUGUGAGGGCAAUUUGGAAGUAGUUGAAUACCUACUGAAGACUGGUGCGACUGUGUAUGCAAAAGACCGGUUUGGAGCUACUCCGCUGAUGAAUGCUAUCCAGUUCAGGCAACUGGAUGUGAUUUAUUUGCUCCGCACAACUGGGGCUCACCUUUCUAACCAAGAGCUUAUGAAUGCUGGAACAGAACUCUGCAGUCUUGCUUUUAAUGGAGAUAUUGAUGGGCUGAAGGCCUGGCAUCUGGCUGGUGUGGACCUGAAUCAGUGUGGUUAUGAUGGGGAAACUCCACAUAAUGUGGUCAAGGCAGCAGGACAUGUAGAAGUCAUAGAAUUUUUAAGUCAACUGAUGUCUUAAUCUGAGAAUUCCUCUCCAGCUACAAAAGAAAUGGACAGAUGGGAAUGCAAGCAACGCUGAACAAUCCUAAAGAAAAUGACCUAAUGCUUGCUCUUUCUAGAAUUGACUUUGUAAAGGGAUUUAUUUCCUAUGCUUGAUAUAUUUACCCGCAUUCUUUUAAAGGAAAAUUGUAUACCACUAAUAUAUAGGGCACAAUACAUCAAUCUUUGCUCCUACAUUAGCUCAUUGAAAUGAAUGAUGUUUUUGAGGAGGAGGAUGUAAUGAUGGAACAAUAUAGGAACAUAAGAAUUUGCCUUAUAGCCAGAUAUUGUCUCCCCUGACUGUAGCGGUAUUCUAGGGUGCCAGGCAUGGGUUAUUACCAGCCAAGCUACCUGAGAUUAUUUUAAGGGGAGAUGCAACCUGGGACCUUCUGCAUUCAAAGCUUGUGCUCCUCCACUGAGUAGGGCUCAUUCCUGUAGCUCAGUGAUAGAUGUUUCAGGGUGAUGUAAUUUAAUAAAGAUAAGACUACUUUAUAGAUGAGGAACACAGUUGUAUGUCCCAUUCGUUAUGUGCUGUACACAUGUGGUUAGUUCUACAUGUUCAUUUGAUCUGUUACUUUUAUAAAUUAUUUCUAGAUUGGAGCAACAGAAACUUUUAAAAUGGAAACCUAGAAUACAAACAUUGACAAGUUGAGCAUUUUAUCUUUUAUCUUAAACAAAAAGGCACUUGAGAGCAUAUUUGAAAGUUACAUGUUUCUAAUUAACCAUGAAUUGGAUUGGAAAUUUGGUAGCAAAGCUUCCAACAAAUUUGACUAACAGGAAAUUCAAGAUAAACUUAGAGAGUCUAACUUAUAGGAAAAUAAAUGGUGGCUACGCCAAUGAAAGAAAAUGAAUUUCAGCAGGAUUUGUAAAGUCUGAGUGGUUUUACCUAAAUUAAAAUUUAAGGUUUUUUCAAAUAAUCCUGCUCAGGAAAAAUAGCAAUAGGAGCUUUGACAAUAGCUUAACAAAUUUUGAUAAAAAUUAGUGUUAUUUCUCAGGAUGGCUCUGUGGCAUCUUUGUUUCUCAUGCCACUGUUAGCAAAGAACUUGUUUGCAAACAAAUCAUAGUUGAAUUAUGUCGCAAAAAGUGCAUUUACUGUGGAAAUCGUCGUGAUUUUCUUUGCUAUACUUUUCAAUAAAAUCUCUGAAAAUAUGA